Messenger RNA from Monoraphidium neglectum, 355 nucleotides. RefSeq lists its product as hypothetical. The record is from RefSeq and is a predicted model, not a curated record. The annotation marks the transcript as partial. Lineage: Eukaryota; Viridiplantae; Chlorophyta; Chlorophyceae; Sphaeropleales; Selenastraceae. The transcript has a single exon.
AUGUCUGAGCAACAGGGCCCGGGUGAAGGGCCACAGGCGGUGGAGGAUCCCGUAAGCGUAAAUGCCGCAGCCGCAAACGCUCUGUCUGGGGAGACCGAGCCCGCUGUGCCGGAUGUGGCGGCCGACUCCGCUCGAGACCCGGCGCAGACGCAGCAGGCCGACGCAGCGCAUGAGCCGCCCUCAGCUGCGACAGACGCGCAGGGAACAACCACCGCGAUUGACCCGCAGCAUGGCGCAAACGGCGCGGCGGCGGCGGCGGUGCCGCACGCGCAGAAGCGCACUGCAGACGCUGCCGGCCUCGCUGGCGCCGCUGAUGGCGACGCCGGCCGGCCGGCCAAGUCGCUGCGCCUGCAAG